Messenger RNA from Coffea eugenioides, 1290 nucleotides. RefSeq names its product probable LRR receptor-like serine/threonine-protein kinase At3g47570. Gene Ontology annotation, biological process: protein phosphorylation. The transcript has 3 exons. The record is from RefSeq and is a predicted model, not a curated record. The coding region runs from base 1 to 1290 and encodes 429 amino acids. Lineage: Eukaryota; Viridiplantae; Streptophyta; Magnoliopsida; Gentianales; Rubiaceae. Gene Ontology annotation, molecular function: protein kinase activity; protein binding.
AUGGUUUGUCUAGUAAAAAUAACGAAUAUUGGACUCAUACGUCGCUUUUGUCUGCUUCACAUCCUGCUUACAGAUUAUAGGAUCUAUCCAAAGAGAAAUCUGGAAUCUUCAUCGGUGGAGUUAAGCUUCAUCACUGCGUUAACAGAAUGCAGAUACCUGAGAGAAAUUUCAGUGGCUAAUAACCCGUUAACUGGUGUUCUUCCAGUUUCUAUAGGAAACCUUUCUUCUUCUAUGGAAGAGAUUUAUGCAGGUGGCUGUAAAAUGAAGGGAAGAAUUCCAAAAACUGUUGGCAAUCUAAGCAAUUUGAGAGUGCUAGGUCUACAAGAGGAUCCCUCGUCUGGAUCAAUUCCAAGUACAGUCAAAGGGUUGCAAAUGCUUCAAGGAUUAUCUAUAGAAAGUAAUCUUACUUCUCUCAGGUAUCUUUAUCUAGCUUCCAACAGAAUAACUUCUUAUGUGCCUGACAGUUUGUGGAGCCUCAAAGAUCUGUUGGGAUUUAUUGUGUCAUUGAAUUUCUUGACUGGCUCUCUACCUUCAGAGAUUGGACUGUCGAAGGUUGCGACAUGGAUAGAUUUGUCGGUGAAUCAGUUCUCAAAUAACAUUCCUAGAAGAAUUGGAGAUUUAAAAAACUUGAAUCAUCUUUCUUUGGCAUAUAACAACUUUGAAGGUACCAUUCCUGAGUGGAUCAAUAACAUGCUAAGUUUGGAAUAUUUGGACCUAUCGCGAACACUUCAAUCUCUCAGCUACUUCAAUGUCUCUUUCAAUUAUUUACAGGGGCAUAUUCCAUCUAAUGGCCCUUUCAAGAAUUUCACUAGUGAAUCUUUUAUCUCCAAUGAUGCAUUAUGUGGAUCAUCUAGGUUUCAUGUUCCAGCAAGCCAAACUCCUUCAAUUCACAAAUCAAGGACAAAGAAAGUGCUUCAAACUAAGUUGUUAGUGUUUGGAGUUUCGGCAAUAACUGUUGGUGUAGCCUUGGCAUUUUUGUUCUUUCGAUACAUAAAGAAGGAGAAGGUUCCUAAUGGAACUAAUUUGUUCUCCUUGACAGCAAAAGGAAGGAUUUCGUAUUAUGAACUACUACAAGCAACCAAUGGUUAUGAUGAAAGCAACCUACCAAGUUUUGGAUCUGUUUACAAAGGGAUUCUAGCUAAUGGAAUUUGUGUGGCCAUAAAGGUGUUCAAUUUACAGUUGGAAUAUUCAUUCAAGAGUUUCACCAGAGAAUGUGAAGCCUUAAGCAGUCUUAGGCACAGAAAUCUGACCAAAGCCAUCGGUGUAUGCUCUAAUGAUGACUUCAAUUAA